UGUGAACUCCUUCCGUGGUCACAUGACUACAUGAACGACUGUUUCGGUUCUCAGAGAUGUAGACGAGCUGAGUGCAGCGGUUUCUCGGGUAUUUUUAGGGCUGUCGGACUGUUUGUUGACUUAUUUCUCCUCGGCUGCGUCUGUGGAUGAAGUUUUCCAACAUGGAGGCUGAGAAGAAGCUGCUGCUGGCCGGGCUGUGCUUCCUGCUGUCCGCCGCCUCUCCCGGUGCUUCCUCCAACCUGAUCAACCCUCUGGUGUUUGAGGAGCAGCUGCUGUGGGUCAGCGGAUCUCAGGGCAACGUCAACACCUACAGGAUCCCACUGAUCACCUUCACCCCCAAAGGAAGCCUGCUGGCCUUCUCCGAAGCCAGGAAGUCAUCGUCAAGGGACUACGGAGCAAAGUUCUUCGCUAUGAGGCGAUCCACAGACAAAGGAGCCACCUGGUCCCCGACCGUCUUCCUCCUGGACGACGACAAGGCGCCGGACGGCAGCACCUUGGGCUCGGUGGUGGUGGACGAGGAGACGGGCUCGGUGAUUCUGAUCUACAGUAUCUGCUUCCACCUUUACCAAUGCGGAACGUCCAGCAUCAUGAUGACAGAGAGUCGGGACGACGGCCUCAGCUGGAGCCCACCCAGAAACCUCUCGGUCCAGCUCGGGGUCAAGAACUUCGCUCCUGGGCCGGGCACUGGCCUCCAGAAGCGCUACAAUCCAGCAAAGGGACGGCUGGUGGUUUGUGGUCACGGCACGCUGGAGGGCGACGGAGUUUUCUGCAUCCUGAGCGACGACCACGGACGUAACUGGUACAACGGUGCAGCGCUGAAAAGCAUCCCGUACAACCAGAAGAAGAAACCGCUGGACUUCAACCCUGAUGAAUGCCAGCCGUUUGAGAUGCCGGACGGCAGCAUUGUGAUCAACGUGAGGAACCAGAACAACUACCACUGUCGGUGUCGUGUUGUGAUACGUAGCCAUGACGGGGGAAAGUCUCUGCCCAUAGACGAUCUGUACUUUGACACCACGCUGGUGGAUCCUGUCGUGGCUGCUGGAGCUAUGCAGAAAGGAGGAGUGCUCUACUUCACCAAUCCAGCCAAUGACGAACACAGAAUCAACCUCACCUUACGAUGGUCGCUGACAAACGGAACUUCAUGGGAGGAGAAUGCGAUCCAGAUUUGGGCGGGGCCAAGCGGCUACUCGUCCAUGACUACACUAGACAGCGGCUCUGUAGAUGACCAGAAGUUUAUCUAUCUCAUCUACGAAAAAGGCCACAAGGACUAUGACGAGACCAUCUCAUUCGUCAAAAUCCACCUGUAUGGUGGCCAGUAGAGGACAAGUGAGGAGGUAAGAGGAAGGAGCUUCAGUGUGAAAAGUGCUCAGAGUUGAAUUAUUUUGUGGGAGCACCGCUACUCUUUUGAUUUCAUCUUUUGAUUGCGAAUCAGGUUUAAAACCUAAAGGGGAAAUAGGAAGAAGUGGUUUCCUCCAAAGACUUUCUCAGGAAAAAAAAGAGACUUUUUGAACUCAAUUCAUGAUAUUCAAGAACAAGGAAAAAGGAGGCGCUGCACCAUGAAUGUCCCGCAGUUUGACCUGUGAUGAAGCUUUCUAAAGUGAAGUUUUUCUGAUUUUAUCUUUCGGUUCACAGCAGAUAAGUUUUUUCGAAAUUUAGUAUUCUUGGUCAAAGGUGGAAACAAACCAAGCAUGUUAUACUAAAGAAAAUAAAUAUUAAUAUAUUAUUAUUGUUUUAAGGAUCAUGUCCUGUCACAUGACUGUUAUCUGUUUUAAAAUUAAAGGUUAUAAACAUGAGUGAUAUCUUUAGGGUAUCAUAAAAUUAAAAAAAAUUAUUAAGGCACAUUAAUUAGCACCUCCAGCAUAGAUUCACUCAUCAACCAUUAUUUAAACUGAAGUGGACCCACUGUAAAAUCAGGUGUGGGUCUGUGCUUUUAAUUAUAAUGAGGAUUGUUUUUGCCUUCAUGUAUUCAUGCCAACUGAAGUCAUUUCUGCCUUUAAAGACAACAGAAAUUGUAAAAAAAAAUAAAAAUGUUAAUGGCCAUUUUUAUGAUGAUGUACUUGAAUAUCUUGUUGGGUUUGAGUGCUUUUAGGAAAACGGCGGUAAUAAUUAUCUUAAUUGUGUGUGCUGAUUGAUUGAAUGUGAAGCGAGUGAAGAGGCUUUUGACUUGUGUAGAAUAUAUCUUAGUAUUUUCCAGUCAGCGUGCAGCGGGAUCUCUGCUGUCUGUGGAAUAAGUAAAUGAUUCCUAACUGCUUUUACUCGUUGUGUCUCUUUGCCAGAUGCUUCAGGCAAAGAAAUCUCACCAUUCUUCUGCACUGUAACUGAUUUUUCUUUAUUUCCUUUUAAAACACACGGUUUAUACCUUCAUUGUCUGUUCACGUGAUGGGAGAGAACAUUCUUUUAUGUCUGUGAUAACAAAAUAAGGCAAAGUCUUGGAAAGGAUCUUCAUAUAUGUACUAACCUGUUUUUAGUGCGUCUUUUCCUCGCACGUUCGUCAUAUAACAUCAUUAAUACAAUUUUAGUUUUAAACUUCUUUCAAAAUCCAGAAAAUCAGUGCUGAUCGUUCCAGAAAGUAGCUGUUUUACACCUGAGAACAUGAAAAAAGGGAAUAUUGCAGAUUUUACACUUUGUCUUCCAUUCAUAUCUGUUGUGCAAAUCAACAAAUAAAGAAGCUGCACCAUA
Molecule: messenger RNA, 2679 nt
Organism: Acanthochromis polyacanthus (spiny chromis)
Lineage: Eukaryota; Metazoa; Chordata; Actinopteri; Pomacentridae
Gene: neu1
Product: neuraminidase 1
Exons: 6
Coding region: 147-1319 (390 amino acids)
Biological process (GO): oligosaccharide catabolic process; ganglioside catabolic process
Cellular component (GO): membrane; lysosome; cytoplasm
Molecular function (GO): exo-alpha-sialidase activity
Source: RefSeq, a predicted model, not a curated record